AUGAAAACCCUCGACACGACGGCUUAUUCGAAACAAUUAAUUUUUAAAACGGAUUCGGACGAAGAUACGGAAGAAUGGAAAAGAAAAGAUUUGAAGGAUUGGACUAGUAAUGACGUCAUGCAUUGGAUAGCAAACGUUGCUGAAAGUCAAAAAUUUCCAUACGAAUUUAUAAAUGCCAACGCUUUCAACGUGGAUGGUAAAACUCUUUUAUCGUUGACGAAAAAAGAAUUUUUAGAAUCCGAUGAAAAAUAUGGAAAUUUAUUAUAUCACGCACUUCACAGAUCCAUGCAUAAAUUUGAAGACAUAACAUCCCUUUACAAAUUUGAAAAUGGUAAAAACGAUGUUAAAUUGGAAACUCUGACGUCAUCAUCGAACAUGCCACAAGAUUUUAUAUCCCCGCUAACAAUGAAAAAUUCUGAUAACGAACCUUUUUCCUACGGAUUGAUAAGACCAUCGGAAACGUAUUCGAACGAAUUGAAUAAUAAUAAUAAUAAUAGUGCGUCGGAACCAUAUCCGUUCGAAUUCAAUUUGACGAGAGUCGUCGAAAAUUCGACGACGACGACGUCGACGUCGACAACGUGCGAAGACGGAAAAUCGGAUUUGUACGUGUCCUCCGACACGGAACAAAGCGACGUGGAAAUUAAAAAACAAACGAAAAAAUUUGUUAACGGAAAAAGACCGCCGGGAAGACCGCCCGGAAUGAAAGGGAAAAAGGAAAAAGCGGAAAAAAAAAGUGGGAGACUUUGGGAAUUCAUAAGGGAUUUACUUUUGGAUCCGAAACAUUGUCCGAGCGUUAUUUGUUGGGAAAAUCACGAUGAUGGAGUUUUUAGAUUUGUUAAAAGUGAAAAAGUUGCUAAAAUAUGGGGGGACAGAAAGGGAAAUGAAAAAAUGAAUUAUGAAAAAUUAAGUCGAGCCAUGAGGAGUAAAGUUUUACAACCGGUUUUGGGAAGGAGAUUGGUUUAUAAAUUUGGACCGACAGCAAAAGGUUGGAAAACGGAAAAUCCUAAUUUUAGACAUUGA
Messenger RNA from Pediculus humanus corporis (human body louse), 1020 nucleotides. Its product is annotated as epithelium specific ets factor 3, ese3, putative. The transcript has 4 exons. Gene Ontology annotation, biological process: cell differentiation; regulation of transcription by RNA polymerase II. NCBI's taxonomy places the organism in Eukaryota, Metazoa, Arthropoda, Insecta, Psocodea, Pediculidae. Gene Ontology annotation, cellular component: nucleus. Gene Ontology annotation, molecular function: DNA-binding transcription factor activity, RNA polymerase II-specific; protein binding; sequence-specific DNA binding. Bases 1 to 1020 code for a protein of 339 amino acids. The record is from RefSeq and is a predicted model, not a curated record.